AUUUCCUCCUAACUCACGUCACCUGCAUUCUAAGAAUUAUAUUGACAGUUUGUGUUGAAGCCUCUUAGUAAAUCACCCUUACCUCUUCUUGCGACAUAUCGCAGGACCUACAUACAGGACACACUAGCUGUGUAGUCCUUCCUGAUCUCCACGAAUUGGUGGCAAAAGAUGAAUGUCUCGAGGCUCCACCUCUAUUCCCUCCCAAAUGAGGUGUUCGUACAGAUUCUAUCUCCCUUUCCAACCAACUCCCUUCUUCCCUUGACCACCGUGUCACAUCGCUUUCACGCUUUGAUAUUGCGGAUCCUACACUACCGACUUCUAGUCUCUGCAUCUCUGAACGAAUAUAAGCUUAUUCUCGAAUGUUUCCAUCCAAGCUCAAAGUUGAUCGAGCCUCACGUAUUUUGUAAAUACCUCGGUACCGAUGGCCUGAGUAACCGGCAUGAAGGAAAGGGCUCAUUGUACGAGAAUGUUGAUACGGCACAGCAGCUGGGAAAGCUCGGCUCUCUUUAUUCUAAAUUCCGCCCUGAAGUGACAGUAGAGGAGAGGUCGAGUGGGGCCAGGCUUGUCCCGUCAUCAGAUGAUGGGGAGCAACCCGAUGAUUUAGUUGUGAAACGUCCUAUCUACUUAGAGGAGUUUGAGGAUUUCUCUCAGCUAUGCGUGGUUGUGAAUAUCGUAAAAGUGAUGCCGGGGAGCAAUCUUCUUCUGAGUGCAGUGACGGUCGAAGACGGUGUAAUUAGGUUGUUCAGAGACUGGUUGAGGAAGCAAGCGAAAUAUUCGGUUCAAUCGUUAAAUUCCUCUCCAACAAUGGGGGGAUCCGCUGAUGUCGACUCGUCUUCGGGCGGCGAGGCCCCCUAUCAUAUGCUUUGGAUGGGUCAGAGCAAGAAUGUUGGGCUGAAAGUACGAGUCAAAGCAAGAGGAUUUCUCAACAGGCAUCUUCCUGUCCUUAUCCAUCGCGAUGAGGAACAAACUACUAGCUAUGAAUUGGCGAUCGAAGAGUUAUACAUAAGAACUACUCGGCUUCUUAUCACAAUGGAGAAAUCGUUGGAACAACAGAAUUACCCUAGGGCUGUGAUCUUUACUCGGAGUCUUGGAUAGAUUGUAACCAGUCUCAGGGCUUUUUGUCAUGAGUGUAUAUUGCUUUAGAUCCUAUGUAAUAUAUAUACAUAGCACUUGGUUUUCUAAAUUUAAUAGCAAGUGUCAGUU
Messenger RNA from Aspergillus alliaceus, 1203 nucleotides. Its product is annotated as F-box protein. Gene Ontology annotation, molecular function: protein binding. Lineage: Eukaryota; Fungi; Ascomycota; Eurotiomycetes; Eurotiales; Aspergillaceae. The transcript has 4 exons. The coding region runs from base 169 to 1095 and encodes 308 amino acids. The record is from RefSeq and is a predicted model, not a curated record.